UCUUUCGAUGGUUUUUCAAGGAUCAUGUAAUGUUAGUUUGCUCCCCGAAUUCGCUUCAAUAUGUUGCUGAAGAUGCGAAACGCCUGGAAUCUUUUCUGUGCUAGGUGGUCAUUAAACAUUAAGCGAAUUACUUACUGUUCGUCCGAUGACGGGUCUGCCAAUGGAUGCUUUUGGUGGCUGGAUAUGAUGUUACUUCUCGGAGGAAUUCGAAGUGAGCUGACGACAACCUGGGUUCACGAGCGCAAGAUUCGCAUAUUUUCCUGGAGUCUGUCGGCUUAUCAUGCGAUGGCGUUCGUUCUCGUGCUGAAUGAUGCGUUAAACGAGGAUAAGGAUACAGCUCUUGUAGUUUUGGAACUGAUGAAAGUGGCUUUCAUUACUGUCGCUUGCUUGUCAAGUGGUGAAAGUGGUGUCAGUCGCACUGCUCAAGAAACCAAUUGCAGCGCUGCGGAAAUUUAUCUGCAGUAAUCGUGUCAAUUCUGGUGACGUGGCGUUCGAUGAAAUGGAGCAACUGGAGUUUAGAAACACGGUUCGAAGAACCGUUCAAAUCAUUUUCGGCUUCAUAGUUGUGGAUACUGUUCUCUUGGUGAUCCCAAACUCCAUGAAAAAUGAUUUACUUGGCUUACCCCAUGCACUAACGCUAAUGGGUAGAGGAACAUCGGAAAUGCUAAAUUUCAUUCUGGCUAGUUUUUUGAGCGUUUCUUCUAGUCCAAAAUAUUUUUCCAGUACGGCCUGUGUUGGAGUUACCCUCGUUGGAAUGCGAACAAAACUAAGGAUUAUUUCUCAUCGCUUCAAACUGAUUUCACAGCAAACGUUCUCGAGCGAGGAGCAAUGUUUCAAACGCAUUAACGGAGAAGUGAAGGAAGCUUUGGCUCAGCAUCUGGAGUAUUGGAGCCAUUUGCAGACGAUGAAAGAUUUAAUUGGAAAAAUGUUUUUCCUGGUUCAUUAUUUCUCGAUUUUUGCUGUUGGGGCUCUGCUCUACGUCUGUCACGAGAUAACGCCCAACAGUAUUACGCUUGUCAUUAUUGCGGGAACCUCUUCCGUUUUAUUGGAGUAUUUUUUGUUGUGUUGCUUUGUUGAGUCUCUAGCGGAUGAAGCUGAUGCAAUCGAGCAGUAUAUCUUCGAAAUAAGUGCACAAAUUCCUUUCUGUUCAAAUCUACGUUCGGAGUACGUGCAGCUACAGAGCACGUUGAUGAUUAUCUGGAUAAACACCAGGAAUGGGAUGUCGAUGAAUUGCGUAGGGCUGUUUGAAAUCAACAUAUCCGCCUUUGCGGCGCUCGUCGAUGUUGCGUACUCCGUUUUGAUGUUUCUGAUAAACAUGGGAUAAGGGGCAAUCCAUUUAUUACGUAAGAAAGUUUUGGCGGUUUUUGAAAUCCCCAUCCCUCU
Molecule: messenger RNA, 1383 nt
Organism: Aedes aegypti (yellow fever mosquito)
Lineage: Eukaryota; Metazoa; Arthropoda; Insecta; Diptera; Culicidae
Gene: Or118
Exons: 4
Coding region: 500-1324 (274 amino acids)
Biological process (GO): sensory perception of smell
Cellular component (GO): membrane
Molecular function (GO): olfactory receptor activity; odorant binding
Source: RefSeq, a predicted model, not a curated record